Messenger RNA from Ichthyophthirius multifiliis, 312 nucleotides. RefSeq lists its product as hypothetical. Lineage: Eukaryota; Ciliophora; Oligohymenophorea; Hymenostomatida. The transcript has a single exon. The record is from RefSeq and is a predicted model, not a curated record.
AUGAAGAAAUGCGUAGUACAUUUUCUACAAAACCCGAAAAAUUUUAAUAAUCUGAAUUAGAACUAGACGAAGUAGUAAAUAAAUUUACCUAAUUAAGUGCAUAUCCUGAAUUAUUUCCAAUCAUAACAAAAUCAAAGGCUAUCCAAAACUUAAUAUAAUUAUUAAUACACCCAAACACAGAUAUAAUAAUAGACAUAAUAAGCAUAUUGCAUGAAUUAAUAACUACAGAAAUUCAAAAAGAAGAAUAUGGAAAAAAUAUUGAAGAUUUUUAUGAAAAGUUAGUAGAAUAAAACUUACUAAGUUAUUUAAUGA